Cheilinus undulatus (humphead wrasse) is the source of this 4557-nucleotide messenger RNA. RefSeq names its product retinoic acid receptor gamma-A-like. NCBI's taxonomy places the organism in Eukaryota, Metazoa, Chordata, Actinopteri, Labriformes, Labridae. Gene Ontology annotation, molecular function: zinc ion binding; nuclear receptor activity; RNA polymerase II cis-regulatory region sequence-specific DNA binding. The transcript is spliced from 10 exons. The coding region runs from base 167 to 1903 and encodes 578 amino acids. Gene Ontology annotation, cellular component: transcription regulator complex; nucleus. Gene Ontology annotation, biological process: retinoic acid receptor signaling pathway; regulation of transcription by RNA polymerase II; cellular response to corticotropin-releasing hormone stimulus. The record is from RefSeq and is a predicted model, not a curated record.
UCCAGAAAUUUUAAAGUAAACGUUUGUAUGCGCAUCAGGAGAGUCGUCGGUGAAAGUUUGGUUUUGAGCCAUUGAAUGCUGACAUGCAGAAACACAGGUACCGGCUUUCAAAGUGGUGGCGGAAGAGGAAUUGCUCUGUCUUCUAUUGAAUGAGACCCUUUCAAGUAUGGAGAUUUGUUUACCCUAUGUGCCUGUAGAGAGCCUGGACCUGAUCAGGCUUUGGUACCACUCCUCCUCCCUCCUCAUCAUCAUUCUCCUUGCCUCUCUGCAGCCUGACAUCAGAGGAGUUAGCAGCUGGGAGGGGCUGGAUGGCACUGUCCCUUUUCGGACUCUCUGUAGGCUCCUGAAAAAGACAGAGAAGGAAGAGGAGACCAGAGUCAGAGAGAAGUCCCUUAAAACACCCGCAGCACUUUUCAAGAUGGCGACCAACAGGGAGCACCAAGUCCAACACAUGACCGGCUUCCCCCGUGCCAUGUACCCAUUCACCUUUAACUCAAUGCGGAGUCACUCCCCCUUUGAUCUGCUGGCCAGUAGUCACCUAUUUGGCCGGUUUGGGGCAGACCUUCCUAAAGAAAUGGCUGCAUUGUCUGUGGAGACACAGAGCACCAGCUCAGAGGAGAUGGUGCCCAGUUCUCCCUCCCCUCCUCCCCCUCCUCGGGUCUACAAACCGUGCUUUGUGUGCCAGGACAAGUCAUCUGGUUAUCACUAUGGAGUGAGCUCCUGUGAGGGCUGCAAGGGUUUCUUUCGUCGCAGUAUCCAGAAGAAUAUGGUGUACACCUGCCACCGAGAAAAGAACUGUCAGAUCAACAAAGUGACACGUAAUCGCUGCCAGUACUGCCGGCUGCAGAAAUGCUUUGAGGUCGGCAUGUCCAAAGAAGCGGUGCGUAACGACAGGAACAAAAAGAAAAAGGAUGUGAAGGAGGAGGUGGUGCUACCAGAGAACUAUGAGCUGAGUGGAGAGCUGGAGGAGCUGGUAAAUAAAGUCAGCAAAGCUCACCAAGAGACUUUUCCAUCGCUGUGCCAACUUGGAAAAUAUACCACAAAUUCAAGUGCGGACCACAGAGUACAGCUGGACUUGGGCCUGUGGGAUAAGUUCAGUGAGCUGUCCACUAAGUGCAUUAUAAAGAUAGUGGAGUUUGCAAAGCGGCUACCAGGCUUCACCACUCUCACCAUUGCUGACCAGAUCACCCUCCUCAAAUCUGCAUGUCUGGACAUCCUGAUGCUGAGGAUAUGCACUCGCUACACACCUGAACAGGACACCAUGACCUUCUCAGACGGCUUGACUCUCAACAGAACACAGAUGCAUAACGCAGGUUUCGGCCCUCUCACAGACUUGGUGUUUGCCUUUGCUGGCCAGCUGCUGCCUUUGGAGAUGGACGACACAGAGACAGGCCUACUCAGUGCCAUCUGCCUUAUCUGUGGAGACCGUAUGGAUCUGGAGGAGCCGCAGAAGGUAGACAAGCUGCAGGAGCCGCUACUAGAGGCUCUGAAGAUCUACACCCGCCGCAGACGUCCCAACAAGCCUCACAUGUUUCCCCGCAUGCUGAUGAAAGUCACAGACCUUCGAGGAAUCAGCACCAAAGGUGCAGAAAGAGCCAUCACGUUGAAGACUGAGAUCCCCGGUCCCAUGCCUCCACUCAUCAGGGAGAUGCUGGAAAAUCCAGAGGCAUACGAGGACAGCAGCGACUCAGGGGACAGCACCGCGGCAGCUCCCCCCGCCAUUCAAGCAAUCAAACAAGAGGAGAAGACCGCGUACGAGUCGCCCGCUGAGGAGGAAGAGGAGGAGGAAGAGGACGACUACUGGGACGAGGAGAAGGAGAGGGGGGCGGACAGUGACGGCGAGGCAUGGGGGGAGGCAGCAGCCGCAGGGCAGAAGAAAGGUGUGACUGGAAAACCGCAGUGAGACAGACUCCAUGAUGCUGCUUCUUUGUCACCCAAAAAUAUCUCCUUUAUGAACCCAGCUGUUUUACAACAUGUUUUUACAUAUCCUGUAUGUUAGGACUGAAUGACAAUGUGUUGAAUUCAGCAUAGGAGGCAAAUAAACGGGAGAAAAAAGCACUAAAAGUUAGUGGGUUGAGGAGAGCACCAUGAGAAAUCACUGUGCCAAAAUGAGACUAUAAGAGAUAUUUCAAAGUGUUUCAUCCACACAAAGAGGAACAAUAUGUGAUGGAUGGACGAAGAUGCACUCCUCUGCUUUAUAUAAGGGCUAUGCUUUGUAUAAAAUUGAUGGUAAAUAUACAUUGCUGCAACAGAACUCCAUGUGAUGCCCAUUUGCCACAAAUGUCUUUGGCAGAACUCCUUUUAUUACUAUUCAGAGAUAUGCUACUUAUUUUUUUUAAUGUAUGUUUUUUUCUAAGCAUGUACACAUUUCUUUUCUCUCUGUGAGCCUUUUUGUAGGACUGUGUAGCUUUUUGUGUAUUUUUCACUAAGUCCUUUUCAUCGUUUUACUGGACAUAUGAGUUUGUUUUUUUAAGUGUGUCUUUAAUGUAUGCGUUUCUGCUUUAUUGGAAAAAAAGAAGCAAUAGUUAAAACAGCAAUAGCAAAGUGACGCCAGGUCAUGAGCAGGACUCAAACUCACAAUUGACCAGCAUGUGUUGUAAAGGUCAGGAAGUUAACUUUAGUAUUAGCUCUGGUGCUUGUGAUCCAAAUAAGAAUGCAAAAGAGAUGAAGUGACAUAUCUCCACCUCUCAACAAAGACUACCAAAAAAAUACCAAGACUAAAGAAUCUGCAGGGUAGAUUUAAUGCCACAGUCUCAGGUUGAUUGUCAAUACAGUAUUUUGAAAAUUAACAGUGUCUGCUCCAAUGGACACCCCUAAACUUUAACAAAAAAUGUCUUUACAGCAAGAGUUGUGGAUUAUUUUACAUUUUUGACCAUAUUGUACAUGCCGUUGGUACAGUGACGAGGUACUGGAAAGCCAUAGUAUUUUCAUUUUGAAAGCAAAGAAUCAUCCAAACUUAAAGCAGUUUACUUCACGUGAAACCUCAGGUGUGUAUGUUUGUGUGUGUGUGUAAAUAUGUGAGCAUUUAGCAUUAGACAGAGUGAUGUAAUUUUGGUUUUUAAUGUCAUUACUGCCAUAACACAGUGAGCCUUCAUGCAGGAGUGGCUCUCUCUUAAAAUGCACAUAAAAUGGUUUAUGUAGCAAAAAACAGUCACAUUUUCAUUGCACACACAAAGGUGGAGACACUGACGCCGAUGUCAGAUGACCAAGAAUGAGAUUGCAACCGUCCAAAAUAAUCGACAACAAAACAAAAGCUUACAUAGGAUGGCUGCUCUCCUGGUGUGUAUUCAUUGAGUCAUGCAAACAUAGAUUUUUGUAAAAUAAACACUUUAAUUUGUUUAUUUGUUGAAAUUAUGCAGCUUUUUUACAUGUCAGAUUUAUCAAUUUUUUAGACAAUGAGACUCAGUGAGCUCAUCUAUCAUUGGAAGGGAAAAGAUUUUUCCAUCAGCAGGUUGUCUAAACAGCAGGGAACAGCAGCAUCAACAGGGCUACGUCAUAUUUAUCUUGUCACAUUAAGGUGAGCUUCAGUGAUGAAGCUGAAUUAAGGUGAUUCACUCCCUGAAUGAAGCAAAAAGGAUGAAAAUACAAGCUGACCAUGAAAAAGUUUGAUAAAUCUAAAACACCUAAAAAUGAGGAAAAAUAUGGAUUUUUGGGUCUCAUAGGCUAUUUUUAAUAUUGUUAAAUAGUAAUAUUUGGUAUAGCAUAGGAACUCAUUAACAGAGGGAGAGGACGGUUAUCUUCAGAGUUUCUUUUCCACCAUCAAACACAACAGACACACACAGGGAGUAUUUUGCACAGUCAGCUAACUCUGUUUUCCUGUGAUAACAAUUCUAUUUUAAUCACUUUAUCUAGAUCUUGGGAAAUUAGGUCAUUAUCAUGGGACACCCAGGAAAAAGAUGAGAUAAAAUCAAGAUCUUGAUAAAAUCAUUAAAAUGUCAUCAUUGUCACUGGAAAAUAGUCAUCAAAUUUGUGGAUGAUAUAUGUCCUCUAUACGAUACUAUUUAGUAUAAGAUAUAAUUUCUACUUCUUAUAACCAUAAUAUUUCAUUAAAAAAUGUUUUUUUCUGAUUUCUUGACUUGAGUUGGUGCAAUAGAAAAGCCAUGAUGGAGGUCUCGGGCCUCAGCUCUGUGUGGAAGCAUGUGAGGACAAAUAAAAGAGACCAAAGACAGAUUACAAAGUCACAUUCAGACAAACAAAGCAUAAUCUGCUAACACAAGUUCAUCGAUGUGAAAUAUAUUAACUUUGUAUUAUGGGAGAUUUCUUGAUCUCGUUACCUUUGAAGCUGGAACCAUUGUAUCUCUGUUGAAUUUUGUUGUUUUUGACUUUUUAUAUUUACAGUGUUCGUCGUUUUCAAAUACCUUCAUGUUCAGGGAUUCGGACACCUCAUAAGUUUUAUUUCAGUUGUACCAAAAGUGCUCCAAUGCACUCAUACACACGUGUUAGAACAAAGUCUGGGCUGAUAUAUUUGUUACAUUUUCUUUUGUCGUUCAUUGUUUGCUGUUUUGUAUACGUUGUUGUCUUUCUUGUAUUUUGAUAAAGGCGCUUUUUGUCCUCUGA